AUCUCCUCUUUACCUAAAAAAGAUGAGGACUCUGAUUUGGUACAGAAGAACUUUAUUGGAGCUCAAAGAGGUGACAUAAUACAGUCAUUUGCACUCACUAUUAUAGCUUCUUUUAUGUAUGUUGGACCAGUACUUCUGGAAAGUUGAGCAUAAUUUAGCAAGGUUUAGUCUUUGGUUUUAUACCUAACAGGGAGAUGUCAGGGAAUAUACCAGAAUGAGAGAAUAUGAAGUAUUUUGUUAUAUUCUAUGCACAUUAGGUAAUAAAAUAUUCUUAAUAUGGAAAGAAGGCAGAGAUUCUUUAACACCUAAAGAGUUUGUGGUAAGGGGUGACAUUUCUCAUCUCUGGGACACUAUUUCAUAAAUGGAAAUCUCAUUAAUGUAGUGUGAUGAAAUUAAUAUAAAGAUGAAUUGUUUUAUACUAAAGAAUGUACAGAAUCUCUGGUGCUGUCAAAUGAAAAUCGUGUUUUUCCAAACCUAGGAAGAUGUGAGUAGCUGGGCUAGGAAAUAUGUUACUCUCUAGUUGUAGCUUAGUAACAACAGGAAGUUGAGACACAGGAACCCUCAGUUUAGAAACAUUGGGCUUCUUCCCGCUAUAAAUGAUCUAAGAAACAUCUGGCUACAUCUCCCCAGACUGAGUGCCUGGCCCAACUUCUGUCAGCUCAAGGAAACAAGGAAAGUUGUGGCCUUUGUUGUCGAAAAGUUGUUAUUUUCCAUCACAUUUCACUGAGUGCUCCAGCAGCAUCAGCUUCCAACAAAGCAGAGCUUCCAUUCAUGAAGGCUUCAUGUGAAGACCUGUGACAGCAGCUCCUCAGGCUUAGGAAUGCUGGGGCUGGGAGUAGCAGUGAGGUCCUUUUUCCCCUAGAUUCUCCGCUACCGGGUGGUUUUUUGAGUUGGGAGUCAGGUUCGCUGACCCCAGACAGAAUUAUUAAAUAGACAUGACUGUAGCAAGAAGGGCAGCGCUGGUCUGUCGAAUUAAGCUGGGUCUGAGUGUAUCACGACUCGGGAAAGGGAUGAGGUCCCUUCGUCCUCGAGUCAGUGUGAACAUUUAGGUCAAAGGAGUAGUCGAGGGGCCCAUUGGGUAGUUAUUACUAAGGCAAGGAAAGACCGGAAGUCCUGCAGGCCCUCCUCGGAGCGUCAAGAGUCCAGUAACCCCUGUAAGAAGUCUCCCCCAACCUUCCGCCAUUAUGAGUCCAGGCGGCGCCACGGAGAACGUAUACGCCCUUUCUUCCACCUCCCGGGCCUCCCCGUCUCCGCUCAUUGGGCAGGGAGAACGCCCCUCCUGCAUUUGUACGUGCACCGGGUGGAAACCGGAGCUGGAGUCCUUGGCGUUCCGGGUCGGGAAGGGCCGCGGGGGACGUGAGAAGGCCGUGCGCCUGCCGCUCCUCCCACCUCCCCGCCUCGGCCCCGAAGGGGGCUGCACGGGCGACUUGGCGGCGAUGGCUCGAGCUCCGGCGGCGACGACGGUGGCCGGAGGCGGCGGCUCCUCCUCCUCCUCCUGGGCUUGGGCCCGGCGGUGAUCCGAGCUGGCGGCCGCGGCCCCCCGAUGAGACUGUUGGCGGGCUGGCUGUGCCUGAGCCUGGCGUCCGUGUGGCUGGCGCGGAGGAUGUGGACGCUGCGGAGCCCGCUCUCCCGCUCUCUGUACGUGAACAUGACUAGCGGCCCUGGCGGGCCAGCGGCGGCCACGGGCGGCGGGAAGGACACGCACCAGUGGUAUGUGUGCAACAGAGAGAAAUUAUGCGAAUCACUUCAGUCUGUCUUUGUUCAGAGUUAUCUUGACCAAGGAACACAGAUCUUCUUAAACAACAGCAUUGAGAAAUCUGGCUGGCUAUUUAUCCAACUCUAUCAUUCUUUUGUAUCAUCUGUUUUUAGCCUGUUUAUGUCUAGAACAUCUAUUAACGGGUUGCUAGGAAGAGGCUCCAUGUUUGUGUUCUCACCAGAUCAGUUUCAGAGACUGCUUAAAAUUAAUCCGGACUGGAAAACCCAUAGACUUCUUGAUUUAGGUGCUGGAGAUGGAGAAGUCACGAAAAUCAUGAGCCCUCAUUUUGAAGAAAUUUAUGCCACUGAACUUUCUGAAACAAUGAUCUGGCAGCUCCAGAAGAAGAAAUACAGAGUGCUUGGUAUAAAUGAAUGGCAGAAUACAGGGUUCCAGUAUGAUGUCAUCAGCUGCUUAAAUCUGCUGGAUCGCUGUGAUCAGCCUCUGACAUUGUUAAAAGAUAUCAGAAGUGUCUUGGAGCCCACCCAAGGCAGGGUCAUCCUGGCCUUGGUUUUGCCCUUUCAUCCCUAUGUGGAAAACGUGCUGGAGUUGAACUCAGGCCUUGCCCAUUCUCUUGAGCUGUGUCUUUGGAGUAUGUUGCAGACUCACACAAGACUGUAUGUAAGGCAUGAAGAUGUGGCCUGGGGUCAGGGCAGAGCAGGGUCACUGUAAGCCAGUGCACGGCAGGCAGGCCUUGCAGAGUGGAGUAGCCAGGUGUUCAGUGAGCAUUGGGUCCUCUUGCGUGUGACACCAGAGGUGAGAGGUCCUCCCUCUGAAAAUACCCUCCAAUUUUAAUCUUAAAAUCCAUCUUUGAGAUAGGUCUUGCCUUUACUCUUUGGGGAACUACAUUAGAAUUCAGUCCUAAUACAUUAGAGACUUGUCUCUUGGGAACAAUGCCAGAGUACAAUCACUAACAGAAACAAAUGGUACGUGGGUCCUGCUCUCCUAAGUGGAAGUAGUACCUGCUCCUUUCUGCCAUCUGGUUCAAAAGUUCAUUUCUUUUGCCUAAGCUGGUAGUUUCAAAGUCAGGGGAUUUGCCUCUUGAGUUCAUAUUCUUAGGAGAUUCAUUUUGGAGUGUGGAGAAAAAGAUGACGCACUCACAGGCUCUAUGAGGCCGUGUGUUGGAAAGGGAAGGAGGGAGGGGGGCUGGCGAGAUGACUCAGGGCUAAGUGUGCUGUUCCUUCCCGGCACCCACACUAGACAGAGCACAUGACCUGUCAUUGCAGCUUCAGAGACUCUGAUGUCCUCAUUUGGCCUCCGUGGCUUUCUGUGGGCACUUGUACACAGACCCAGACAAAUGCACACAUGUGAAUAAAAAAUAAAAUAAAAAUUUUAAACAACAAACCAUCCAGCCAAAACACUGCUGUGUAUGCCAAUUUUAUUCCUUUUGUGUAUGUAAAUUGCAAAUGUACUUGUGUGCAUGCAUGUGCACGUGUGUGCAUGUGCAUGGAAAUAAGAUGAGGUUAUCCACUUCUUCCUCUCCAGUUUUUGGGACACAUAUCAGGAUUUGAGCCACAAGUUUCAGACUCUUCCAAAGAGACUUUGAAGUGUGUGAAGACUGUAUUUGAAGAGUGCGUACCAUUUACGUUUAUUACUGUUUAGAAGCGCCUGACUGAGGUCAUACACUGUGAUCGAGUUGGUGAGCAGUGUGCUCGUUGGUACUUACAUUCAAAGAACAAUUCCCCCUCCCCCACCACUGUU
This is a messenger RNA of Rattus norvegicus (Norway rat), 3454 nucleotides long. The record is from RefSeq and is a predicted model, not a curated record. NCBI's taxonomy places the organism in Eukaryota, Metazoa, Chordata, Mammalia, Rodentia, Muridae.